Pungitius pungitius (ninespine stickleback) is the source of this 4862-nucleotide messenger RNA. RefSeq names its product furin (paired basic amino acid cleaving enzyme) b (gene furinb). NCBI's taxonomy places the organism in Eukaryota, Metazoa, Chordata, Actinopteri, Perciformes, Gasterosteidae. Gene Ontology annotation, molecular function: serine-type endopeptidase activity. The transcript has 16 exons. The coding region runs from base 297 to 2807 and encodes 836 amino acids. Gene Ontology annotation, cellular component: trans-Golgi network; Golgi membrane. The record is from RefSeq and is a predicted model, not a curated record. Gene Ontology annotation, biological process: peptide hormone processing.
GGGAGUAUUCGCGGAAAGCAUGAAGGCUCUUUUUGCAUAAAGUCUGUGCCAGCGCAGACGAACAGCUUUUUUUUCCCACCAGUGCUCCCAGUCAGUGGCUCGCUUCCAUACAGGUGGACCUUUUGUUUCGUGACGGGACCGAGGCAUGACGUGACCGGGAUCGUCCGCAGCGCUCCCUCGCUGAAGUUUAUUGUGGGACCCUCUUCUGCUACCUGCUGUAAGGUGGAGCCGGCCCCAUUCUCCCUGGAAGAGACAGACGGACGGAAGGGCCGCCCCGUGGAGUGUGCUCCUUUUUCAUGGAUGCCAGGUUGGCCCUGCUGCACCUGUGGACGGUCCUUGUCCUAAUGACAGCGGAGCCGAGGCGGAUUGACGCUGCCGACGUCUACACCAACACUUGGGCUGUCCAGAUAAGUGGGGGGCCGGAGGAAGCCCAACGCAUCGCCAGGAAACACGGUUUCAUUAACCACGGCAAUGUUUUCGGUGAUUAUUAUCACUUCAGGCAUCAUGCUGUGGAGAAGAGGGCUUUGUUCGGCCACAGGGGGAUGCACAUCAGACUGGAAAAAGAACCCCAGGUCCAGUGGGCGGAGCAGCAAGUGGUGAAAAAAAGGAAGAAGAGGGAUAUCUUUGAAGACCCAACAGAUCCAGAUUUCCCUGAGCAGUGGUACCUGUCCACGCCAACGCACCAAGACCUGAAUACUAAAGUAGCCUGGGCUCUCGGUUACACGGGAAGAGGUGUAGUGGUGACUAUCCUGGACGACGGCAUUGAGAAAGAUCACCCCGACCUCAUCAGCAAUUAUGACCCUGAGGCCAGCUAUGAUGUUAAUGACGGAGAUGCCGACCCCCAACCGAGGUACACGCAGCGAAAUGAAAACAGGCACGGGACGCGAUGUGCGGGAGAAGUUGCAGCAGCGGCCGACAACGGCGUGUGCGGCGUCGGUGUGGCCUACAACGCUAAGAUAGGAGGGGUUCGCAUGCUCGACGGCGAGGUGACGGACGUGGUGGAGGCCCACUCUCUGAGCCUGAACCCGCAGCACAUCCACAUUUACAGCGCCAGCUGGGGCCCGGAGGACGACGGCAAGUCACUGGACGGCCCGGCCAAGCUGGCGAAGGAGGCUUUCAUCCAGGGAAUCACCAAGGGACGCGGUGGACAAGGCUCCAUCUUUGUGUGGGCCUCGGGUAACGGGGGCCGCGAGCAGGACAGCUGCAACUGCGACGGCUACACCAACAGCAUUUACACCCUCUCCAUCAGCAGCACCACGCAGUCCGGCAACGUGCCGUGGUACAGCGAGCCCUGCUCCUCCACCCUCGCCACCACCUUCAGCUCCGGGAACCCUGGGGAGAAACAGAUAGUGACCACAGACCUGAGGCAAAAAUGCACCGACUCACACACGGGGACGUCCGCCUCCGCCCCGCUGGCUACUGGCAUCAUUGCUCUGGCUCUGGAGGCCAAUGUGAACCUGACCUGGAGGGACAUGCAGCACCUGGUGGUGAGAACGUCCCGGCCCGGACACCUCAGCGCCGGGGACUGGAAGACCAACGGAGUGGGACGCAGAGUGAGUCAUUCGUACGGCUACGGGCUUCUGGAUGCAGGUGCCAUGGUGGCUCUGGCACAGGACUGGACCACAGUGGCGCCGCAGCAUCAGUGUGUUCACACCAUGCUCACACAACCAAGAGACGUCGGGAGCAAGCUGGUGUUCAGCAAGAGCGUGGACGCGUGCUGGGGACGACCCGACUACGUCAGCUCUCUGGAACACGUCCAGGCUCGCAUCACUCUGUCCCACAACCAGAGAGGAAAACUGGCCAUCCAUCUCAUCAGCCCACUGGGCACGUGUUCCACCUUGCUGUUUCCCAGGCCCAAUGACUUCUCCUCUGAGGGAUUCAACGACUGGGCCUUUAUGACCACCCACUCGUGGGGCGAGGAUCCUCAAGGGGAAUGGACACUGGAAAUAGAGAAUGUAGCGGCUAAUGGACGUGACCUUGUUGUUUUGAGUCAGUUCACCCUCAUCCUGUGGGGAACUGGAUCGAGCGUCGUCAACCCCUCCUUGUCUGACUACCCUCGACCGUCCAACAACAGCUGCAAGACCUUCGAUGCCCAGCAGAUCUGUAUCGAGUGCAGCCCCGGCUUCUCCCUCUUCCUCCAGGGUUGUGUGAAGUUGUGUCCGCCGGGCUUCGCCUCCGGCCCACAGCUCCUCAACCUCUCCCUGGAGAACUGGGUGGACCUGUCCUCCGUGCAGGCCUGCCUACCCUGCAACGCCGCCUGCCUCACCUGCUCCGGCACGGCGCCUACAAACUGCCUCUCCUGCCCGCCUCACAGCCACCUGGUUCUCACCGCCUGCCUGCACAAGAACCAGGUCCAGCGCAAAUCCCCUCCACCUGGGGGCCUGGAGGUCGACGGGGCGCGGCCACAGGGCGAGAGCCCCACAGCGGCGGGGGACGGCGGAGGAGGAGGAGGAGGCGGCGAGGAACCGCCGGAGCUGGGCGUAGCGCCGUCCUCUCAGUUGCCGGCGGUGGUUGCCGUGCUCAGCUGUGCCUUCGUCCUGUCUGCCUUCGUCGGGGUCUUCUUCUUGCUGCAGAUGCGCUCGGGCGGCGCUUCUUCGGGCUGGAGGACCAAACUGCCCUCUGUGUACUCGCAGGCGGGGGUGCGGGCGGGCUUCGGCUUUGGCUGGGGCCGAAGGCGGGAGAGGAAGGCCCGCAUUUGCUACAGGGGGAUCCCCACUGUGUGGGGGGACGAGGACGUGAUCGCCUUCCAGUCUGAAUCAGACAGCGAGGAGAGGACCGCUUUUAUCAAGACCCAGAGCGCGGUCUAGCUGAAGCGGCGUCUGACGUCGCGGCCGCUUGUCAUCAGCGUUUAGACCUGGAUGUACAGAGCUGAUUCACGCAGGGGGAUCACAAAGGCUGCGCAAAAACCAGAACGCAGGCCUUGCUGCCCCAUCAGCACACCACCCAAAUGCACCACGCUGUGUUUUUUUGCGUAGUUAUGAACAUUUAACAAUGUUUGUUAAUGUAUCUUAUUGAUUAAUAUUAGAUGACAGAUGUAUUCAUGAUGCAUUUGAAUCUUGAAUACUUGAAUCGUGCAAAAAUCACCCGUUUGAGGUGUUAUGCAACUGUUAUUUGUUUUGAUUGAUCAAAGCUUAACCAUAUUUUGUCCAGUUCGUCAAAGAAAUAUUCUACAAACUAAGUAUUGCACUCCCAUAAAACUGAGGACUUAUCAGAGAAAUUGAAAUCAAAGCACCAGAGGACGAGGUAUCCUGGCAUUUAUUUCCAAUAAAGAUACAAAUCCAUGUCGUUGUUGCAGACUUGUUGAAGCCCCUCCUAACUACCCAAGAACGUUAUACAACCCUAGUGAGCGAAGUAGUACUUUCUGUGGCAAUUAGACUGCUUCUCUGAGCCACUUUUCCUAUAUAUACAUUAAUUUGUAGCCUCAAACACCUGACCACAGGCAGGACAUUUUGUAUUCUAUUGUAUCAGAUUCGUAGCAGAUUGUGUGCCGGCGGUCGCCUAUUCAUUAAUACUAAAGGAAACUUCAAAUGGAAGCAUCGUUCAGCGUGCCGGGGCAGCACGAUAAAACACCCCGUCGGCUGUUUUUAGGAGAGCGAAACUGGAGGAAGCUCUGUUUUCAAUCCCUGCAAAGUGGGAAUUGCCACCACGGCAGAGACCCAAAAUCCCAUAGACUUGUUGUAAAGUAACACGGUUUCUGAAUCCCGCUGCUUUGCUGACCUUUACAGCACUGCUGUGGUUUCUGCUGGUAAGAAAUGACAUUAUAUUCUCUUCAUUUGUCCCCACAGAGCAUAUAUUGAUUCUCUCCAGAACAUCUUCAUCAUGGUAAAGCUCUUUCUAUCUUUCUUGUGAGCUCCCCGCAUUGGGAGACAAACACAGGCUUUAUUUCCUCAUCUAUAACAGUGUAGACCCCCACGCAGGUUGAAUCAAAGUCCUUUCGUAUAACAACAAGUACAGUGAUUAAGUAAUGAGAUCUUGGAUCACAUUUUCUAUGCUUGUUUUGUAUCCUUUUUUUAUUUAACUGACGAUGGAUGUUGAUAUUGUGCAGAUCAGCCUCAUGCUGGAAUAAAAACUGUCUGUUGCAUAGAUGGACUGAUGUGUCCAAACUGCCAGAUUAUUAUUAUUAUUAUUGUUUUUUGCAUCUGACACAACGACACCGACAGAGAGCAGAUGGUUCAUCACUUCUUCACUACUGUACAUUAUUGAAAGUAUGUCCCCUUCACUGAUGGCGCUUUGGUUCAACAGGGCGCCACCAUUCGGGGGGUUUUCUCCGUAAUAUCCAGUUGUAGGCUUUUAAGAAACCAGUUUCAAUAAGCUGUUCCCCUGAAAGUUUAAAUUAAUAUAAAUGGAAAAGGUUUGUAUGCAUAUGGAAACUUAAAAGAUGCCAGCUGGUUGCAGUGUUGUUCAUUAGCAGAUUUUCUUCAUAACACGCUCUAAAACUCAGGUAACUGGGUACAUGGGGAAAGGUACAUUAAUUCUGAAGUCCAUAAUUAGAUCUGCCAGGAGAACUGGCUGCACACAGCAAGCGCCACGCUUUUCAUUCUAAAUGCACAAUGUGUGAAAAUAAAAGUGCGUUGCAUUGACUCAUGGAGUUCAAAAGCAGAAGGAUUUAAAAGUUCUUGUAUCCUUUACAUCAUCAUUAUGCUGGUUGUCAUUGGUUCUUUUGUCACAUACUCCUUUUUUUUUUUAGCCUGUACUAAUUAGCAGUCAUUGUCGGAACAAUAAUGCCCACAAAAUAUUUAAUUAAAAUUAGGGCCGGGACUUUAGCGCGUUAAUUACGAUUAAUUAAUUACAAUGUGAAUUAAGAUUAAUUAAUUACACAAAAAUAACACAUUAAACAUUUUUUACGCAUUUUUACGCAUUCU